Molecule: messenger RNA, 1904 nt
Organism: Exophiala viscosa
Lineage: Eukaryota; Fungi; Ascomycota; Eurotiomycetes; Chaetothyriales; Herpotrichiellaceae
Exons: 2
Coding region: 231-1754 (507 amino acids)
Source: RefSeq, a predicted model, not a curated record
GUGCAGUGAUGUGGUGAGUAUGAUUGCCUCAGUAUCAGAGAGGCAGAUGACCAUGCACUACUUGCAAAGCUGAAGACUGCCUCAGCUGCACUGCGAAGUGCGUCGUGACAUCUGCUUCUCGCCGCACCCAACACUUGCGCGCUUGCACAGCACAAACAUGCUGUUCAAUCUCCCAGCCCAUCUUUGCCUGCCCUCACUCUCCAUCAGCAAUUUGUCACGAUCGAAAAAUCAUGGAGUCAGAAAGUACCUCGUUGCCACUGCUCGCUCGUGAGGCCAACACUACACCUCCGCCAUCGCCAAUGCCAUCCAUACCUGACCUAAGGACUCUCGAUGCUAAUCAACUGAGCAAAGUCCCUGAAGCUGAGGUCAGAGCCAUAGAAGGCUCCGGACAGACCUACAGCGACAUUUUUCGUCGUCUUCAGAUCCGCCCAGACAAAUACCAAGAGUUCUACAACGGCGUCGUCCGAUUCGAGCGUAACAAGCAUGUCGCCGAACUCAAACGAGGCUCCGAUGCGAGCUUGACGUCCACCAGUCGCAUUCUGCUGCGAGCAUUUGGCUACAUCAUCUGGGCGCCGGACUCACAAUGGCUGAUCGACGACUCCAUCCUCAGUGAGGGAGAAGUCAGACUGACGUAUUCACGAAAAUUAGGACCAGAUCAUCCAGACAACGCCAGAUUCUAUCCAAUCCUCCAUACUCUGUGGGUACGAAUGCGCAACGUCCUAUUUGCUCAGAAGCCAGCACCUCAACCUGGUCGUCGUCGGGGACGACCAGCCCUGGGGCGACCAUCUGCACCACCACCACCAGUUACAGACAUUGAAGAAGAAAUCUAUCAUACCGCAUCGACUUCACAUGCUGCCUUCGAACGCGCACGUGCAGAGGCAUCACGUAAAUUGACCGCGCUGUGGGAUAAAUUGCCAGAGACAGACACCAGCAACCGUCAAUACACCUACGAUGAGACUGACAAAGCAAUCCUCGAACUGAUACUCCGUCUACAUGAAGUCCGCGGCCACAGUGACCCACGCAUUUUCACUAGUCUAUGGGAAGAACGCAUUAUGCGCAUCAACGAACUCGAAGACAUCACACCAACCGACGACAACAACGCACAAGCACAAUCAGCCAGUCCAGCGACCUCCGCCUGGAAUCCAAUGUACCUUUCCAACGAACCAUUCAAUACCCGUGGCGCGCCAAUCCGCUCCGCAGCCUCGACCAUCCCUCCAACCCUGCCCAGCGUCAUGUCAAUCUGGAUCAGCACAUCUCGCCUCCCCUCCAUAUCCCUAUCAGCCUCAGGACUUCCUAACGUGACCCAUACCACCGCCCCACCGCAGCUAGCACACCACUGGUUCGAUGCGCCUGUCGAGAACGCCGAUAUGACCCGUUUCAUCCAGGGUGUCAACUGGCGCAUCGAGCCCAACGCUUCCGACAUUGUUGGCUUCGUCUUCAGUUACGGAUGGAAUGACGUUGUCUGCUUCAUUUCGACAGGUCGCUUCGAGACCCAUGAGCAGACGAAAUACAAUGGGAAUGGUUACACUGAGGGUGUUACCCAGCAAGAAGACAAUGACGUGGAUAUGGAGGGUGUGGUAAUGCAGAAGACAGUGAAGAGCAAGGGUCCCGACGUCGAUUUUCCGACUCAUCAAUGGCAGGUCAUUGGUGCUGGUUGGCGUGAUUUCCAGAAUGACCUGCGGGAUGCGGCACGCAAGGGCGUGAAGGUCUGGAGGAUGAAGGUAUGUGUUGUUGAGAUGCCUACUACAAGAUGAGGCAGGUGGAAAUCAUGUAUUAGACUAUCAAUCGCACGGGAGCUCGAAGUCGAUCGACUCUUCAUGCCCCCAGCGGUAAAUCAGCCGAGUUGAGCAAAUGGCGCUGAACUAGGUAGAUACGAGAGCAGGUUUCAUAUAGAGAGAAACACA